Molecule: messenger RNA, 1663 nt
Organism: Agrilus planipennis (emerald ash borer)
Lineage: Eukaryota; Metazoa; Arthropoda; Insecta; Coleoptera; Buprestidae
Product: phospholipid scramblase 1
Exons: 7
Coding region: 353-1348 (331 amino acids)
Biological process (GO): plasma membrane phospholipid scrambling
Cellular component (GO): plasma membrane
Molecular function (GO): phospholipid scramblase activity
Source: RefSeq, a predicted model, not a curated record
ACAUGUAAACAAAUUUUAACAAACUAAUCGUAAGAGGAUUUUGCAGAAAUAACUCGCGAAUCUCCACUAUUGUGUAUGAGUCAAGGCUAGUUAAAAAUUAGAAAGAAAGUGACUCAAAAAGCCUUCGUUUAUCGUCCGUAAAGUGAAGAUGAAGUGAAGAAAACAUUACUGCCGUGUUCCAAACAAACAAGUCAAAGUUCUGUACUGAUAGGCGUUGGUUGGCCCGUUGCCCAAAAACUAAGGAUUGUCGUGCUUCGCAUGUUAAUUGAAGUAAUCGUACGAAAUAGACGUGACAGAUUGUUACUUAACUAACCACAAUGCACAUUUAAAUUAAAGACUUAUCAAGAAUAAUAUGUAUCCAAGCACCAAUCCACCACCACCUGGUAGCCAUGGCUAUACACCAGGAGGCUAUCCACCUCCACAGGGAUACCCAUCACCACCCCAAGGAGGUUAUCCUCCACCCCAGGGUGGCUACCCUCCACCUCAGGGAGGAUAUCCGCCUUCCCAAGGAGGUUAUCCUCCCCCACAAGGAUACCCUCCACCUGUUCAGGGAUAUUAUGGUCCUCCACCAGGGGGGUAUCAUCCCCCAGGGGGAUAUGGACCAGGACCAGGAGGCCCUAUUACUAACCAGCCUGGUGUCCAGCCUGGUGGAAUGGACGGUGGUUGGAUGAGUAUACCUCAAGGUGGAAUCAACUGUCCACCCGGAUUGGAAUACCUUACUAUGAUUGAUCAAUUACUCAUUAAACAAAAAGUUGAAAUUUUAGAAGCAUUGACUGGGUUUGAAACAAAAAAUAAAUUUACCAUUAAAAAUAGUUUGGGACAAAAAGUUUACUUAGCUGUAGAAGAUUCUGAUUGCUGUACAAGAAAUAUUUGUGGACCUAUACGUCCUUUUGAGAUGAAAAUAUUGGACAAUUACAAAAACGAAGUUAUUCAUUUACAUCGCCCCCUUGCCUGCGAUUCCUGUUGUUUUCCAUGUUGCCUUCAGAGUAUGGAAGUGUAUGCUCCACCUGGAAAUUUGUUAGGAAUAGUUCAACAAGAGUGGAGUUUAUGUUACCCUAGUUUUUCUGUUCAAAAUGCCGCUGGUGAGACAGUUUUACGCAUAGAAGGACCUAUUUGCACAAUGAGUAUUUGUGGAGACGUCGAAUUUAAAAUACUCUCAAGAGAUGGCGAAACUCAAGUUGGAAAAAUAUCAAAGCAAUGGUCUGGGGUAAUGAGAGAGAUGUUUACCGAUGCUGACUAUUUUGGAGUAACCUUCCCAUUAGAUUUAGAUGUUAAAAUGAAGGCAGUUAUGUUAGGCGCUUGCUUUCUAAUAGAUGUUAUGUUUUUCGAAAAAACCAAUAAUAACUAACACCCAGGUUCCAUGAGUAAAUAAAAUAAUAAAAUGUAUAAUCCAAUUGACUGCAAAUUACAUAUAUAUAUAUAUAAUCGCGUUAUACCAAAUGAAGGAAUACGAUCUUAUUUUUUAAAAUGCUCUUUUUGCACCAAAAUAUUUUUCAUUGUAAACGAUUUUAUACUCCUGUGUUUUUAUCGAUUUGUGUUUUAUAUGUUUUUUAUUUUUUUGCAUUUAUUUGAUACUGUAUAAUGUAAGGUAUUUUAUAUUGUGUUCAGAUCUUGAAUUUGUAUCUAUAUUUACACUAUUAAAGUUGUAUUGUUCACAAUAAAA